AUGCAGAACGCUCAGCACGCUCAGCGGACCGCCCAGGCCCUUCCGUACCUCCUGACAUACGACCAGUGUCCUGCCAUUCAGGCGUAUCUAACGCAAAUUGCAAUAAGUCAGGGGGCUUACGAGGAGGUAGUUGACCACGCAUGGUUGAACAUCCUCGCUCAUUGCUUCGGGACCCCCGAUUUUGCUCUUGAAAGGGAAGCGCUUGUCGACCCCGGCAAUUCGAACAGAAGGGCUAACGUAUCUGUAAGCCAUGUCAGGAACAACGUCCUAGAUAAGGUCAUCGUGGUUGAAGCCAAGCGGCCGACCAUGACGGAGCCGACCACUCUCAAAUGGAAUUCGGUCCGUCAAGAGCUUCAGGACAAUAUGGUGACCAUUAGGAGCAAUGCAACAACCGUGCAGACCAUGUACGGAAUCGCUGCAGUUGGUACACGAGUUCGGUUUUUCUAUUUGCCUAUAAAUGGAAAUACCCUGCUUACCGACCGUAGGGAUUGGGCUCCCGGUGCUACGGUGUUGGAUUUGAGUGCCGAUGCUUAUCGGAUUCAGAGUAUCCUUCGUUUGAAAAAGAGCACGAUUGAGGUUUUUCCCCCCUGUUCGGCUGGACCGAACUGGGGCACCCUCUUUCCGGCUUGUCCGGGAGCAGAGAGCUCCGGUAUUGGGUCGAUGUUAUACAGAGAGGUCACCUUCAUGUUGUUCCUUCUUUGGUAUGCUUCAGUGGUGGAUACCACCGUGUAA
Aspergillus neoniger CBS 115656 is the source of this 732-nucleotide messenger RNA. RefSeq lists its product as uncharacterized. The record is from RefSeq and is a predicted model, not a curated record. The transcript has 3 exons. The coding region runs from base 1 to 732 and encodes 243 amino acids. NCBI's taxonomy places the organism in Eukaryota, Fungi, Ascomycota, Eurotiomycetes, Eurotiales, Aspergillaceae.